Morone saxatilis (striped sea-bass) is the source of this 1853-nucleotide messenger RNA. RefSeq names its product INO80 complex subunit B (gene ino80b). NCBI's taxonomy places the organism in Eukaryota, Metazoa, Chordata, Actinopteri, Moronidae. Gene Ontology annotation, cellular component: Ino80 complex. The transcript is spliced from 6 exons. The record is from RefSeq and is a predicted model, not a curated record. Gene Ontology annotation, biological process: chromatin remodeling.
AAACAAAAAAAAAACCCGACGAAGAAGAAGUGGUCGCACUUCCUGUUGUUAGCUUAGCCGCGCUAACCUCAAAUUUCCGUAACUUUUAUUAUAAUUUCUCGCCUGUUACGGUCCUUUGUAACACGUUUUCCGGCCGUGCAACGUGUUUUUCUGUCACACCGGUAACUCAAGUCUCUUCUGCGAUGGGAUUUCUAACGUUAGCUGUAGGGGUUCUAGUAAAUGUGAGCGAUCUCUCGGCUAAAUAAGUCAGCUCUGUUUUCCAGGAGACUUUGAGGAUUUUGCUGCUAUGUAGAGCUGCAGACUGUCCGUCCUGUCCUCGGUGUUUACGUCCCUGUCGUCGUUUCAAUGGGGAAAAGGAAAGACAUGAUUCACACCAGGUUUCUCGGUGAAGGCAGCUCCAGCCUGCACAGCGUUCACAAGCGAAAACACAAAAAGCACAAGAAGCACAAGAGGAAGCACCACAGCUUCCCCGAGGCCCCGGAGCCCGAGCCUGUCAUGAUUCCUCGACCUCCUCCGCAGCUCCGACUCAAGAUCAAACUGGGAGGACAGACGCUGGGGACCAAGAGCGUUCCCACCUUCACCGUGCAUCCCGGCGUGGCUCGUCCUCCCUCUCCUUUGAUGAUCAUUCAUAAUAAUGAUGUUGAUGAUGACGACGACGACGACGAAGACGAUGAUGAUGAGACGAUGUGCCCUCUGGUGCCUCUGGGAGCGUAUCGGCGCGCUGGGUAAUACGAAGACAGCAACCUGGCCGCGUCCCCUAUGCCAGACAUGGACUCAGACUCCAUGCUGGGCGCGCCUGUGGACGAGGAGGAGAGGUGGCUGGACGCUCUGGAGAAGGGAGAGCUUGACGACAACGGGGAGCUAAAGAAGGAGGUUGACGAGUCUCUGCUCACAGCCAGACAGAAAGCUCUGCUACACAAGCAGCAGAGCCAGCCUCUCCUGGAGCUCCCCAUGGGUUACAAGGAGAAAGAGAUGACCGCAGAGAUGAUGCAGAAGCGGGAGGAACGAGCCCGAAAGAGGCGCCUGCAGGCCGCCAAGAAGGCGGAAGAGAACAAGAACCAGACGAUAGAGAGACUGACAAAAACCAGCAAGGCCAAGAUCAAAAGCAUGAAAGAGAGGAAGUCCAAGCAGAGUCAGUGUCCCAUGAUCCGGUACAGCGACUCCGUCCAGGGCUUGGCCAUCUCCUUCCCAACAGGGGUCACCGCUCCGGCACCGACGCCUCCUCUGCCUCCGCCCGCAGCCCCGGCGAACUGCGGGGUCAGCGGCUGCACCAACGUCAAGAAGUACUCGUGCUCAAAGACCGGGGUCCCUCUCUGCAGCCUCGAGUGUUACAAGAGGAACCUGCUGCUCGUUCAGAGCGCAGCUUGAACGUUACAAGGGUCGAAUACAUUUCAAAUGGUCGCAGUCGUAGUUCUGUUUCAACUGCAUUGGGAUGUGAGGACGCCGUGUACAGUCCAAGUGGUCAUAUGAACUAAACUAAAGUCUCUUCAGGACUCAGAAUCAGAAAGAACAAUGUGGAUUCACUUUUUAUCUGCGUUUUUUUUUUUUGUCUACUACAUGAAUAUGACAUUAAUAAUGAUAAUGGUUUUCCCUGUAGUGAUGCUGGUUACACAAUUCAAUUAUGUAUAUUGUAAAAUAUUAAGAUAUAAAAAGUUUGUGUACCAGUCAGUCAAACGUUACACAAUAUUUAAGAUUUCCCUUUGUGGAGCUGAAAUAUUAAAACAUUAAUAUUUUUGUAUAAGUUUGAAGAGAGGGUAGCAUUUGUUCCACUAGAACUUAAUUUUGUCAAUAAUGUAAAAAAAAAAAAAACUGUUUAAAAACUGACAAAGGUCGUCAACGACAAGCAAAUUCCC